GAAAACUUGAAUAACAAUGCACAAAAGAAAAUGAUUGGGACUACAUAACAAGCUCGCUGUAGCCUUCCGAAGACGCGACCGAAAGACCGAAGAAGACAAUGGAAGUGAUCAAAGAAAGUGCUGCUAUGUUGAGCAACUUUGAGGUCCAUGCUCUGCUUAAAGAAUUACAAUCGGGAAGCUCUCAGAGAGGGAAGAAGAGCAUCAGUAAAAAGCAGCAGAACCUUGCCACAAUAUCCUAUGAGACAAUCAAGUACCUUGAGAAGACUCCCUGCGGGCUUCAAACUCCCGAGGUAGUGGAGAAAUUCCUGCGAGCUCUCACUCCAUUCAGCCUUACCAAGUCUGAGAAAUUGCAACUUCUGAAUCAUAGGCCGAAAACAACAGUAGAAAUAAUGGCAAUGAUAGAGGAAUGUGAGGAACGAUUGACAGAAGAGCAGAUGGAAUCCCUCAUUCAAGUCAUCACCUCCAUAUUACCAGGAGAGCAAGGGGAAGAAGAGGAGGAAGGAGAAGAAGAAAUGGAAGGAGAAGAAGGAUAAAUCAUUGCUUUCAUCUAUUGUGGAAAAGCUAUCAUUCAAGAGACAACAGAAAGAUGAUAAAAGGAUGGAAGAACUUGAAAGAAUUUGAAAAUUCACCCAGCCAGCCAUCUUUGAUAUCUUGAAGAACAAGUUAAAUUGGGUAAUUUUGAGUUGGUAAAGAAAGGAAUGGAGAAUGAAUGAAUAAAGAGGGUAGCUGUUGAGCCAGUGGGCUGCGUGCACCAAGCAGCUGCUUUAGCUGCUUGUUAUUGGGUAAUCGCUGUACAAGGGUCCCUGUGAGGGUUUAUUUCCAAUUCGUCUAAUGCCAAUUCAUCCAAUUGCCAACUCGUCUACUAUCAUUUGGUCUACCAUCAGUUCGUCUACUCACCACAUGGUGUACUUUUAUUUAGUCUAAUUCCAUUCUGUCUAAUAACCAGUUUGUCCAAUGGCCAAUUAGUCCAUAUACCAUUUGGUCUAAUUGGACUAAGUGUUGCAAAAUGAAUGAAAAUAAAAUGGAUAUCAGACCAACUGGUUAUGAGACGAAAUGGUCAUAGGCAAAAUGGUGAUUAGAUGAAGUGAUGAUUGGACCAAAUGGUUGUUAGACGAAAUGUUGAUGGAUGGAAUGGCAUUAGACUAAAUGAAAGUAGACCAUGUGGUGAAUGGACGAGUUGGCAGUAGACGAAUUGGCAAUUUACCCCUGUGAGGGGUUAUGCAUUCUGUCACAGGGUUUGAUAGAAAAAGUGAAAGAAAAUCAGAACCUGAGGCAAUGAUAGAUGGAAUUGCAUUAUGUCACAUGAUGUAGAUUUGACAAAUCUGUGAUUAUGAUCCUAGUAUGGGGUAUAUAAAAUGUUUUAUCUUUGGAAAGUUUAGGUUGUACUGUUACGCUUGACUUUUGGCAUGCCAAAUGGGCGUCUCAAUCAAUACGCAUUAGUAAAAAAAAAGUGCUUAAUGCAUCAGAAUGAUGUCUCUAAGCACAUUUACAUCAGUUGAAUAACCAGGUAGAUAUGUUUAUUCAAGUUAAUAAAAUAAAUAAAAUUAUUUGUACAUUAUGAAAACAUAUUUUGCACUUCAUAUUCCAAUCGCUGAUAAAAUGGCACAUAACGUUUAGCAUUAUGAAAUACCCCAUGGUUUCAUUAGAAUGUACACUGUAUAAUGCUUUUGUGGGAAAUAAGGUAGAUCUUGCAGAUUGGAUCCAUUAAUGUGAUAAAAUUUGCAACACAUGGUCAUAAUAAGACGCCUAUUAUCAAAACAAAAUCACAAGUCAAUUACCUGAAAGAGUAAGAUCAUUGUAGCCAGGGGCAGACCCAAGAUUUUCCAAAGGGGGAGGAUAGGCACAUUUUCCCUAGGAAAAUUUGACAGGCUUAUAAAAAAGAUCCUGAUUUGUGUAUGAACGACAUAUUCCCAUUAAAAAUAUUUUCUGUGACUCUUGAAAAGGGGGAGGGGGGCACACUUGUUUAUGAACGACAUAUCUACAUUAAAAAUAUUGACUUUGACUCUCAAAGGGGGGGGGGGGGCACGGGCCGGAUGUGCCCCCCUCCCCCCAUGGAUCUACCACCAAUUGUAGCUCAGUAUUGGUGAAUGUCAAUUUCCUGGACCUGUAACACAAAGCUUAGUGAUUGAUCAUGCCGUUGACACAUAGUGAUGAAUAUGAUCAAUCAUAAAACCAGCCCUAUGAUCACAUUCUAAGCUUUGAGUUACGGAGCCCUGGGGAGUGUUUCAUCAACAUUUUUGUCCGACAUGUUGUUGGAUCUGACAACUUUCCUUGAUUUUGAUUGGUUGAGAAGCAGUGUUACUAUGGUAACUAUUGGAUAUUAAGGGACUUGUUGGAUGAAUGGUCAGACAAGUCCUUUCAUGAAAC
Lytechinus pictus (painted urchin) is the source of this 2367-nucleotide messenger RNA. RefSeq names its product DNA-directed RNA polymerase III subunit RPC9-like. Gene Ontology annotation, biological process: transcription initiation at RNA polymerase III promoter. NCBI's taxonomy places the organism in Eukaryota, Metazoa, Echinodermata, Echinoidea, Temnopleuroida, Toxopneustidae. Gene Ontology annotation, molecular function: nucleotide binding. The record is from RefSeq and is a predicted model, not a curated record. Bases 99 to 533 code for a protein of 144 amino acids. The transcript is spliced from 6 exons. Gene Ontology annotation, cellular component: RNA polymerase III complex.